AUGGCCCGCGCGCGCGCGCCGCCUCCACCGCGGCGCCCGCACUAUCUCCCCCCGCUGCUCGCUGCCGCGCUCCUCCUCCUCCUCCUGGCGGCGCCGGCGGCGGAGGCGACGCUGCACCCGGUGGACUACCUGGCGCUGCAGGCGGUGCGGCGCGCGCUCGCGGACCUCCCGGGCUCCCGCUUCUUCGCGUCCUGGGACUUCACCGCCGACCCCUGCGGCUUCGCGGGGGUGUCCUGCUCCGCGUCCCCCGACGGCGGCCGCGUUGUCGCGCUCGCGCUAGGGGACCCGCGGGCCGGCGCCCCGGGCCUCUCGGGCCCGUUCCCGGCCGCCGCGCUCUCCAGGCUCUCCGCGCUCGCCUCCCUCUCCCUCGUCCCCGGGCGCGUCACGGGGGCCCUGCCCCCCGCCGUCGCCGCGCUGCCCGCGCUCCGGUUCCUCGCCCUCUCCGGGAACCUCCUCUCGGGGCCCCUCCCGCGCGCGUUCGCGCCCGGGCUCCGCACCGUCGACCUUAGCAAGAACGCCUUCUCCGGCGCGGUGCCGCCGGCGCUGCUCCAGCUCAGGGACCUCCGCACGCUCGUGCUCUCGCACAACGCGCUCGCCGGCGGGGUCCCGGGCCCCGUGCGCGCCCCGCUCGUCCACCUCGACCUCCGCAGCAACCGCCUGUCCGGCGGCGUCCCGCCGCUGCCGGGCACGCUCGUGUACCUCUCGCUCGCGGGGAACCGGCUCUCCGGCCGGGUCGGCACCGUGCUGCGGCGGCUGCCCAGGCUGGCGUUCCUCGACCUCGGCGGGAACUGGUUCUCCGGCGAGGUCCCCGGGGAGGUGUUCGCGUUCCGGAUCGGGUACCUGCAGCUCCGCAAGAACGCCUUCUCGGGGGAGCUCCGGCCGGCGGGCCGCGUCGCGCCGGGCGCCACGGUGGACCUCAGCCACAACGCGCUCUCCGGCCGCGUCCCGCCCGAGCUCGCCACCGCCGGCGCGGUGUACCUGAACGGCAACCGCUUCGCGGGCGAGGUGCCGCGGGAGGUCGCGGCGGCGGCGGAGGCCGGGCGGAUGCGGGUGCUGUUCCUGCAGGACAACUUCCUGACGGGGAUCGCCGUCGGCGGCGUCCCGGCCAGCGCCGCCGUGUGCGCGCACUGGAACUGCGUCGCGCCGCCGCCGGCCGUCGUGGCCGCGUGCCCGGCAAAGGGCGGCAGGGGGCGGCGCCGGCCGCAGGCGCAGUGCGGCGGCCGGAGAGGGUGAGUUCCUGACAUGGGUUGGGUGGAGAUGGGGUUUGAGGUUUUUGUUGGGUUUAGUGGGUAAUGGUGAUCAGGCUGGUCUCAUGGCUCAUGAGACCCACAAGUGAUUAGUAAUAAUUCUUGGUGUAUAUUUUGCGGUUAAUCCGGAGAUAUAGGGCUGUGAUUUUGUCGGUAGGACACGUGGACGGUGGAUCGGGCGUGUUGCCAAUGUUAAGUGGUUGCAAAUUACAUAGGAAAAAGUUUGUGUAAAGGAAAAGUAAGAAUUAAGGUGGUUCCUGUUGUUUCGUCUCAA
This is a messenger RNA of Panicum hallii, 1521 nucleotides long. Its product is annotated as probable inactive leucine-rich repeat receptor kinase XIAO. The transcript has a single exon. Lineage: Eukaryota; Viridiplantae; Streptophyta; Magnoliopsida; Poales; Poaceae. The coding region runs from base 1 to 1233 and encodes 410 amino acids. Gene Ontology annotation, molecular function: protein binding. The record is from RefSeq and is a predicted model, not a curated record.